AUAAAGUUUCAAUCUUUCACCCCCACUUAACCCUAACUUGACCUCUUCUUCAAACUACUUUUUUCAAAACCACUUUUUUUUUUCUUUUUAAUUUUUCCCUUUUAAGUUUUGAAAUUGUUAAUUAAUGUUUGAGCCAUGGACUUAACCCCAGCUUCGAAGUCUCCUGAAACUGAGAGUACUGAAACAGCGGCCACGAAGAUCCUUCCGGCGAAGCAUUUAACUUUCACCAACGGGGUGUUGAAGCGCCACCAGGUUCAUCACCACCAACACCACGGCGGCGGCGGCCACCACCACAGCCACCAUCAUCAUCCUAUUGUUAUUACUUACAAAGAAUGUCUGAAAAAUCAUGCAGCCAGCUUGGGUGGACAUGCUCUAGACGGGUGUGGAGAGUUCAUGCCUUCUCCUACUGCCACGUCGACGGAUCCCACUUCCCUUAAAUGUGCCGCGUGUGGCUGCCACCGUAACUUCCACCGCCGGGACCCAGACGACCCGUCGUUUGCUCCCACCACACCUCACGCUACAGCUAAUCCUAAUACAAUUACAACUGCGACAAUUGAGUACCAGCCCCACCACCGUCACCACCCUCCGCCUCCACCAUCGUCCCAAGCUCAACCUCCGCCGCACAGAAGCCCCAGUUCUUCCUCUCCUCCGCCGAUCUCGUCGUCGUACUACCCGUCAGCCCCCCACAUGCUGCUUGCUUUAUCCGGGAACUUGAGCGGGCACGAAAAUGUGAUGAAUAAUGUCGGAAAUGUCGGGGCGAGCUCGAGGAAGAGGUUUAGAACGAAGUUCAGUCAGAGACAGAAGGAGAAAAUGCUUGAGUUUGCAGAGAGAGUGGGGUGGAAGAUGCAAAAGAGAGACGAUGAAAUGGUGCAGGAGUUUUGUAAUGAAGUUGGGGUCGAUAGAACUGUGUUGAAGGUAUGGAUGCAUAAUAACAAGAACACUUUCGGGAGAAGGGAGAGUCUUGGAGGUGAAAAAAUCAAUCUUGAAAGCAAUGGCAACAACGAAAACAAUGGCAACAAUGGUGUUGGUGAAGAGGGGGAGGAGAAUAAUAUUAAUACUACUAAUACUAAUAAUAUUAAUAUUGAAAGUGAAAGUGUUGCACACGUUGUCGGAGUUGGCGGUGGAAGUGGAGGUGGUGGUGGUGGUGCCACGGCGAAUGGGUCAUCUUCUUCAUCUUGAGCAAUG
Molecule: messenger RNA, 1185 nt
Organism: Pistacia vera
Lineage: Eukaryota; Viridiplantae; Streptophyta; Magnoliopsida; Sapindales; Anacardiaceae
Product: zinc-finger homeodomain protein 9-like
Exons: 1
Coding region: 136-1179 (347 amino acids)
Biological process (GO): regulation of DNA-templated transcription; regulation of developmental process
Cellular component (GO): nucleus
Molecular function (GO): transcription cis-regulatory region binding; DNA-binding transcription factor activity
Source: RefSeq, a predicted model, not a curated record